Messenger RNA from Spirometra erinaceieuropaei, 524 nucleotides. NCBI's taxonomy places the organism in Eukaryota, Metazoa, Platyhelminthes, Cestoda, Diphyllobothriidea, Diphyllobothriidae. The record is from the annotation of a GenBank genome assembly.
AUGACAACCUUAAAUUUACCCUUAUUCCCAAUAACGGUGGCGUUCUACAACGUGUCCUCAUAUUCACUGCCCUCCUAUCGUUUUAUACAAAAGGAUUGGGUAAUGCGCUUCUGGUCAGUUAUCCUAAAAAGAAAGUAUCAUUCACAACUUCUUAUAUGGAGCUUGGAACUUGACACAGUAUGGAGGUCAAAAAAUGGCCGCCUGAGUAACAAACGGAAGUCAGUGUAGUGUGAAUUUCAGGUGCGACCAUUUCUCAGUCCUGAAUCACUUCACCUCCCUCUCAAUGAAAUGCCAUUUUUUGCUGUACCAGUUUUACAACGACUUUCAAUUCGUUAGUCUCCUUUUAUGUUAAAUGUCUUUCUAGCAAUAUUUUAUGUUCUUGUAUUACCGUCGAUGUUUACUUUGUUAUGAUACUUAUCUAUUCGUCAUUUGUCGAUUCGUAGAUGUCCGUAUACUUCCUGUUAUCCUUUGGCAUCAUCCUGUUAUUCCCUGCGUUCGAGUUAGUGAAUGAACUCCCUUUUUAG